Messenger RNA from Dacryopinax primogenitus, 1924 nucleotides. Its product is annotated as importin alpha protein. Gene Ontology annotation, biological process: NLS-bearing protein import into nucleus. NCBI's taxonomy places the organism in Eukaryota, Fungi, Basidiomycota, Dacrymycetes, Dacrymycetales, Dacrymycetaceae. Gene Ontology annotation, cellular component: nucleus; nucleoplasm; cytoplasm. The transcript is spliced from 6 exons. Gene Ontology annotation, molecular function: protein binding; nuclear import signal receptor activity. The record is from RefSeq and is a predicted model, not a curated record. Bases 40 to 1641 code for a protein of 533 amino acids.
UUUCUCUUAAUCACUCCUUUCAGCGCUCUCUCUAUCAAUAUGGAUCGUAAUCUAGAGCAUAGGCGUCAAAACUUCAAGGCGAAAGGGCAGUUUGGUAACUUCAAAUCUGAUGAUCUCCGUCGUCGGCGUGAGGACCACCAGGUCGAGAUUCGCAAGGCAAAGCGUGAAGAAAACAUUGCUAAGCGGAGAAACUUGGCUCUCACAUCCGGGAUGGAGUCGGACGACGAGAUGCCUGAAGGGGACUGGGAGCCAGAGCAAGCUACGCAGAUGAUCGCGGAUGUAUUCUCCGAUGAUCCUGACAGGCAGCUCGAUGCUACCACUAAGUUUCGCAAGCUGCUCUCGAAGGAGAAGAACCCGCCUAUCGAUCGUGUUAUCGAGUGUGGCGUGGUGCCUCGAUUCGUCGAGUUCUUGCAAACUGCGCACCACAUGAUCCAGUUCGAAGCGGCCUGGGCGCUUACAAACAUCGCCUCGGGUACUGCAGAGCACACUCAGGUUGUGAUUCAAUCCGGUGCUGUCCCUAUGUUCAUUCAGCUUUUGCAAUCGAGCUCUCCGGACGUGCGGGAGCAAGCUGUUUGGGCACUCGGCAACAUUGCUGGCGAUAGUCCACGGUGCCGUGACUACGUCUUGCAACAGGGUGCCCUCAAGCCGCUCCUUGCACUUCUCACCGAGCACAACAAGCUCAGCAUGCUCAGGAAUGCCACUUGGACGCUCAGCAACUUCUGCCGUGGAAAAAACCCUCAGCCGGAUUGGGAUCUAAUUUCUCCUGCCUUGUCUGUUUUGACCAAGCUUAUCUACUCACUCGAUGAGGAAGUGCUUAUCGAUGCAUGCUGGGCCAUUUCCUAUCUCUCGGACGGAUCCAACGAUAAGAUCCAGGCUGUUAUUGAAUCUGGUGUCUGCCGUCGCCUCGUUGAUCUCCUCCUUCAUGGCUCCACUUCCGUUCAAACCCCUGCUUUACGUUCUAUUGGAAACAUCGUCACUGGUGACGAUUUGCAGACCCAAGUCGUUAUUGCGUCUGGCGCACUGCCGGCUCUCCUUUCUCUCCUUUCAUCUCCGAAGGAUGGUAUCCGCAAGGAGGCUUGCUGGACAAUCUCCAACAUCACCGCCGGCAGUCCUCAUCAGAUUCAGGCUGUCAUUGACGCCAACAUAAUCCCUCCUCUCAUCAACAUUCUUCAAAACGCAGAUUUCAAGACCAAGAAGGAGGCCUGUUGGGCGAUCUCAAACGCCACGUCCGGUGGUCUCCAAGAACCACCGCAAAUUCGUUACCUCGUUUCCCAGGGCUGUAUCAAGCCUCUUUGCGACCUUCUCAACAUGAUGGACAACAAGAUCAUCCAGGUCGCGCUGGACGGGCUAGAUAACAUCCUCAAAGUUGGGGAGAUGGACAAGGAGGCUACUGGUCCCGGGGCAGUCAAUGUUUACGCUCAAUAUGUCGAAGAGGCUGGUGGGAUGCUGACCAUCCACAACCUACAACAUCACGAGAAUUUGGAAAUCUACAAGAAGGCGUUCUUCAUCAUGGACCGCUACUUCCCUGACGAUGAAGAUGAGGAUGCAGCCAUUGGCGCCAGCAUGGACGAGAGUGGCGGAUACGCUUUCCAGACGGAGACGCAGGCACCUCAGGGCGGGUUCAGCUUCGGCAACAACUGAGGCCUUUCUUAUAUCCUGCCACGCACCCCUCAUGACCGUUCGUGUAUUCAUCACGAGCACUCAUUCGAUAACAUCCCACCUUCUGCUAUGGGCUAUCUUUUGUACUCUCACGCGUCGGCUGUAGGCCGAACUAGUUGGCAUUCCCAUCACACGUCGCAAUUACUUUUCUGCACAAAGCAACGUUUUCCUCUCGCUGAUCCCCCAAUUGCUCAUUCCCAUCUAGUACGAUCGAGUAAGUUGUUCUGUUAUGUUUUUCGGGGCCUCUAUGAUAGGAUAGGCACAG